This is a messenger RNA of Phaeodactylum tricornutum CCAP 1055/1, 1554 nucleotides long. RefSeq lists its product with no specific name. Gene Ontology annotation, cellular component: cytoplasm. The record is from RefSeq and is a predicted model, not a curated record. Gene Ontology annotation, molecular function: protein serine/threonine kinase activity; ATP binding. The transcript has a single exon. Bases 1 to 1554 code for a protein of 517 amino acids. Lineage: Eukaryota; Bacillariophyta; Bacillariophyceae; Surirellales; Neidiaceae. Gene Ontology annotation, biological process: protein phosphorylation.
AUGUCUUUGAGAAGAAGAGAGAGGCACGUAGGCCGCAGUCCUCUUGAUGGAGCUGGUCGGCUGCACUCGGUCCUGCUCGAUGCCGACGAGAAACGACCCCGUCGGCCGUAUUGGCGAAAGGCGUUACGGCAGCUUAUCAUUUUUUGUCUAUCUUUGAUGAUUUUUUGGGUUUUCUACAGUUCUUUACCAUUAGCCAGACAAUCUUCUUUACUUGACUCGAUUGGGCGGCAAUUUCUUUCCGAAAUGACCUGGUCGAUCGUUCGACAAGAACGUAACGCGAUUGCUGGGUUGGUUGUUCAGAUUGUACCGAAAGCGACAGUUUUGACCGAUUUUAAACCAAUGGCUCUACCACUCUUGGCUCUGCCAAUCACCACAGACGAUGCUGAAGACUUUGGUGCUUUAAACAUAAAUUCGCUGGGUACUUCAGAUUGGGUUCGUUCGAUUGCCGCUGACGAAUAUGAAAAAUAUGAAGCGGAACGCGGUUCUUGGAUGGAUCACAUGGCUCAGCUGCAGCCCAAUCUUCCCGACAAACUGUUGUACAACGACGACAUCGUGGGAAAGCCUACCUGUCGAAGGAACAACUGGGCUCGCGUGUCUCAUCCCACAUGUAAUAUUUUGCACGAAACCCGAUUCGACCAAUCCUACGAACCAACGGAACUAUUUCAAGAAUACAAAGUCAAGUUUGCGGGCGAUGGUGCAUAUCGGAGUGUGUGGAUUCUUGAGCGGCCGGCCGUAUCUACGUUUGCUCUGAAACAGUUUCAGCUAGAAGAAUACGAGUUAGGUGUUCGUGAGCACUUUCAAGUUCAGAAAGAAGCCUCGAUCCUGGACGCGUUGUCCGACAGCCCUCGUAUCAUUAAUAUCCACGCCCAUUGUGGAGUAUCUCUUUUCAUCGAAUCAGCGGUUGGUACGCUAGAAGCAGAAUUGGCGUCCACAAACGGAACGAUUGAGUUGCAUGAACUCGGCCAGUUGCAACGAUUAGACGUGCACCCCCUGAACAAUUUGACACUGGCAGAAAAGCUGGACCUCGCCUUAGCUAUGGCAGAAUCUUUGGCAGAUAUACACGGUUUUGAAGGUGGGGCAAUCGGCCACGGCGAUAUACAUCCCUCACAGUGGCUUCAAAUGGCAAAUGGCGGCGUCAAACUAAAUGAUUUCAACUCCGCCGAAAUAUACGAGUACAAUGUUGACGAAGGCGUCUAUUGCAAAACUUAUCACAACUUUCCAGGAGCAUUCCGAAGUCCUGAAGAAGUCCAGCAUCGCCCCUCCAACGAAAAGAUUGACGUUGUGCCUUUGGGAAACAGCAUUUACGUCCUCGUAACGGGACUUUUUCCGUACUACGAGUUGGGCGACAGUGAAAAGGAAGCAAAUCGCAAGGUCAAGCAAGGAGUCCAUCCUUACGUUGAUACGCGCUACCGCAACCGAUCUGUCGUCGAACGAGAACUUAUUGACGUCAUGGAACGUUGCUGGGAAUUUGAUCCAGAUAGCCGAGUGUCUUCAUUCGAAGUUGUGUCACGAUUGAGAAAUCUCAAAGCAAUGGUCGCGGAGAAGCAAAUCUAG